Messenger RNA from Drosophila suzukii, 467 nucleotides. RefSeq lists its product as uncharacterized. The record is from RefSeq and is a predicted model, not a curated record. NCBI's taxonomy places the organism in Eukaryota, Metazoa, Arthropoda, Insecta, Diptera, Drosophilidae.
GCUCAGAGAUCUACAGUUGCUCAAAGCAAAGAACCGAGAACAAACGAAAAAACCUAUUCCAAACUUAGCUAAAGUAUCUACAGGAUGCGUCUUAUUCUGCUGUCCAUUGUUGGUCUUUUAUGCCUGGCCUGUUCCUUCGCCUUGAAUAAUAAUGGAGCCAAUCUGGAGGACCUGUUGAGCGUGGUCCAUCACGGAGGAAACCAUGCCGAAGGAGGAGAGCGCCAGACUCGUGGUGGACAUGGUCAUUACGGAGGCGGAAAUUACGGACAUGGUGGUCAUCAAGGUGGACAUGGACACUAUGGUCGCUAGCCUGAGAAUUUUACAUUUAUUUCUCCUCGAUAACCCGUUCCACUGUAAAUAAAAAUGUUUUUAAAAACUAUUUACAUUUGUUUUUUAAGCUGGGAAGAGACUUUUUCAAAAACCUUGCGUUGUUAAGGUAAUCAAAGCUCAUAAAAUAUAAUUUGUAA